AAAGCCACGGAAUAACAGAAGUGAGAUUGAAAACGGAAAAUCCGAAUCCAACAGCUAAACUUGGUCAAAGCAUAUCCUAGGAUUGUUGGUCGAACAGCUUAUCUCGGUUUUAUUUGUAAAAUCGAUAUCACACUUAUCAGCAAAUAUUCGAUCCAGCCUCAGGUAUUUAGAUUAUCUAUUUCACAACGAAUAAGGAAUCGGCCGUUGAAGAUAAAGUGAGUCUACUAGUUCACGUCGAAAAAAAUUGGGAUUUUGUGGGCACUCCUACCUAAAAGGAUAUUAGAUCGUGCUUAUUUUUCAGUUGAUUCAGGAAAAAAGAUGUCUGAAUUGGUAGGAAAAAUUCCUAAGCCGCAAAUGCGCAGUCUUUUGCACCGACAAAUCAAGAGGAAUUUGUUAAUAUGCGGUAUUGGCGUUGCAAUCGCUGGUAGCUACAUGAGAUUCGUAUACGGGGAUGGACAAAAACGAGCCUAUGCUGAAUUUUAUCGAACCUACGACAUAGAGAAAGAGUUCCAAAGAAUGAGAAAAAAGGGACUUUUCGACUCGUGUGAUGCUGAUGAUUGAAGAACUUUUAAUUUGACGCUAAGUGUAUUAGCUGAACUUAUAGCUUAUAUAAGAAUUAGCAUUUAGUAGUAAUAGUCUUGAAUAUCUAUAUGGGUCUAUAUUGAGAGACAUGCAAAUUUCAAUAAACAAUAAUAAGAAGUAUAGGUAUGUUGUAUGUAUAAGAUACAUUCCUCAGCUAUGAAAUCUCGCUAGUAUGUUAAAUUGAUUACCAUUAUCAAAAUCACAGGCAAUAAUAUCAACUUGAGUAACAAAUUGAUACCUA
Molecule: messenger RNA, 823 nt
Organism: Phaedon cochleariae (mustard beetle)
Lineage: Eukaryota; Metazoa; Arthropoda; Insecta; Coleoptera; Chrysomelidae
Source: the annotation of a GenBank genome assembly